AUGGAAACCGUCCGAAACCUCAAGGCCCACAACGUCAAAAUCGGCGCCCACCCAGGCCUCCCUGACCUCCAGGGCUUCGGUCGACGAGAAAUGAAACUCCCUCCGGAAGAACUAACCACCCUAACAGUCUACCAAGUCGGCGCCCUCAAGGGCUUCUGGACCGAGAAGGCAUCCCCCUCCAUCGCGCACCAAAAGGCAGCGAAGGAUCUUGGCAUCCCGUUCUGGGCAGAGUUGUAUGGCGAUGUCAAGUACCGGACGGAUGGGUCGUCGUUGGUGAUUGAUCGCAAGAAGAAACCGUGGGAUUUGGUGGAUGUGGAGAAACAUGUCACUCAGCUGAUUCGGACGCAGUCGGUGACUGCGGUGGAUGGUACGGGGGUCGCGAUGCCUGUUGGAAAUUAUCCGGUUUCCAUCUGUUGUCAUUCCGACUCUCCUGGCUGUGUAGAGAUCAUUGGGAAGACGAGAGAGGUGAUAAAUUUAAUAAGGAUGGGGAAGCGGGCCUUGUGUGAAUGUGGGUCUCAGUAUAUGGAUCUACUACCUACCUCUCUAAUCUAA
Molecule: messenger RNA, 552 nt
Organism: Blastomyces dermatitidis ER-3
Lineage: Eukaryota; Fungi; Ascomycota; Eurotiomycetes; Onygenales; Ajellomycetaceae
Product: UPF0271 protein
Exons: 2
Coding region: 1-552 (183 amino acids)
Biological process (GO): carbohydrate metabolic process
Source: RefSeq, a predicted model, not a curated record